This is a messenger RNA of Protopolystoma xenopodis, 390 nucleotides long. NCBI's taxonomy places the organism in Eukaryota, Metazoa, Platyhelminthes, Monogenea, Polystomatidea, Polystomatidae. The record is from the annotation of a GenBank genome assembly.
GGCUCCUUCCAAUCUUCAGCUGCAAGUAAUCCGGACACUCUUCUUGCUUCAACUCGUUUGCUCGCAGAUGCAUUGCGCUCCACCUUCCCUAGUGUCUUAGUAUUACCUGUUUUGGGUGGCUAUCAGGUGAUACCAGCUAAUCGAUUGGGCCUGGCAUCGGAAGACCGUCGUCGCCAGGACUGGUGUUCUCGCCUCGCCGAAAUAUGGGUUGACUGGGUGUCUGACAACGAGGUAACAUCUUCCCUACCGAUACCUCCUAUCAGCUCGUUCAAAAAAGGUGAGCAGUAUUUUGUAGCAUUGCGGCUAGAUAAAGACAAAAAAUGCAAUGUCCAAGUACCCAAUAUUUUAGUUCUAAGUUUAGAAUGUGCUUUGGUCUCCCAUCAAGCAUAA